AAAGUGUCUUGAAAAUUCCAGUAGAUGGAUUCAAGUAUGUAUCACACGAUUUCAAGUAUUGACGUUUAUGGUGUUUGUUUCUUUAGUUGAGGAACGAUAAUGUCAUCGUCCGAAGAAGAAAAUGAUGAAUUGAUGGAUCUAGAAGCAAUACGCGAUAAAAUAUUAAGCCAGCCACGCAGUGAAUGUAUGCAAGUAAGUGCUUGGGAGGAUGACGAUGACGGAGUUGAAACUGAACGUAAUGCUAAAGAACCGGAUGAAAAAGAAAUUCUGAAUGCAGCUGAAAAUGGUGAAUUGGAUAAAGUAAAGAAGCUGAUAACAAUAAAUCCUGGUCUGUUAGAGGCUACAGACAAGGAUGGUUACACUCCAUUGCAUAGAGCAUGUUAUGGAAAUCACGUUGAAAUUGUGGAGUAUUUAAUUCAAGCUGGUGCAAAAAUAAAUGCAGUGACUCUGGAUGGAUGGCAACCAUUGCAUUCUGCAUGUUGCUGGAAUAAUGUUGAAUGUGCAGCAGUGUUAAUUGCAAAUGGAGCGGACAUAAAUGCUAAGAGCAAAGGUGAUCAGACACCUUUGCACUUGGUGUCUGCAAGUUCCCAUAAUUCUCCAGCAUUGCAACUCCUUUUACUACAUCCGGAUACAAAUCCGCAUAUAGUAAAUUCGAGCGGGGAUACUGCAGAAGAUAUUGCAAAAAGAACAGGAAAAUAUUAUCCAAUGUUUGAAAUCAUCAGGGAUUACUUAAAUGAGAUUUAAGCAAUGCCAUGCUUGUUUCGGACUUGAUAGUGUAACAAGAAAAACAACUCGUUACGACAGAGAUUACGGACAAGACGAGGAAAUAGUUGAUACAGAGUUCCGAACUGGAUAAAAAAGAACAAAGAUAUUGUUUUCUUUCGUUUUCUUUCGGACUGCAACCCGAUUAUUGCACGUGUCGUAGUGUAAACGAUAAAAUAAUCGACGCGAUACAAGGCAUUAACCAACAGCCGAAAAAAAACACAGAGGCCGAAAGUUCGCGAGUACCAUCUCGCUUUUGGUGAAUUAUAAUUUUAAUUAAGAUUUAACCCUUUUCUCACGGAAGACGAAAAAGAAAAUUGUUAUUUACCGACCGGCAAUCGUAUCGUGCUCGUUCAACGCGUAAAUACCUACCAUGAUUCACACGGAAAACAACCGCAAACAGAACGUUUCAAGCAUCGAUUGUACAGUAGUUUGUGUCAACUUUGACAAGAAUACAAUUUUAACCGUACAAACCGAUAACAAAAACAAAUAUAUAUGUAUAUAGUUCAAAGCGUUGCAAUCGAAUGACAUAAUCACCCAUGUGGAAAGAUAUUCUAUCGGUUAAUAAUUUCUUCUUUUUUUUUUUUUUUUUCAUUAAUCUUCAUAAAAAGUAAACGAUUGCCAGCUUACGGAUACUCUAAAAUGUUCCUUACGUUGAACAAGUUUAGUCUGCGAUUAUUUUAACGCGAACAUACGAUGAAAUCAAUACCAUUUACGUUGCACGGUACAACAGGAUCUCGUAAUAUUUCGAUCCUCGUGGCAAAGUAUCGACAAACAUGUUACGCCUGACUUGUAAGUCAUCCCGACGAGUAAAGUUGUGUUCGAUUCGUGAGAGAACCAUUAUUACGAAAUCCUACAUUGCUAGACACGGUAAAAGACACGUUAUACGAGUGCAUUUGAAUAAAAAGACAGCCGUCUCGUUGGGUUUCCAUACUCGUAUAGUUUACACAAAUUGCAUCGCACAAUCGGAUUUGUACAGGUAGAUAGUUUAGUUUGAAUAAAAUUUGAUUGAGGUUGACGCAAACCUCGAUACUUAAUAAUGCAACCAAAUCUAGCUAAUGUUGAUAACCGAAGGAAUUAUCGACUUUUUGCUUCUUCAUAAUUUCAGCCUAUUUUGGUAACUUGUAGAACAAUAAAGCUUACAGAUACUGUCGACUAA
Osmia bicornis bicornis is the source of this 1921-nucleotide messenger RNA. Its product is annotated as ankyrin repeat domain-containing protein 49-like. The record is from RefSeq and is a predicted model, not a curated record. The coding region runs from base 100 to 744 and encodes 214 amino acids. Lineage: Eukaryota; Metazoa; Arthropoda; Insecta; Hymenoptera; Megachilidae. Gene Ontology annotation, molecular function: protein binding. The transcript is spliced from 4 exons.